AAAAUCAACCUCGAGAUUCUAAAAAGUUUCGCAAUAUUUUAGAUGCGUUGAUAUAGCAUAUCCACGCAAUAACGAUGUUUCUCGUCCGAAACAUUACAAAUGUUUGUAAACAAAAGUUUAUAGCAUGCAGAAUCUUACUUCCACAAGACGGAGCUUAAAAAAUCCAAUAAUAUAAAAAGGCGGAAAUUAAAAAAUAGUUUAUCAAAUGUGAUUAGAAGUUUAUUGGGGAUAUAAAUUACUCAAAAUGAAACUUCUAAAGCCAGCGUUUGUGCAUAAUCAGGAUAAACCUAUAUUUUCGAUCGAUAUCCAUCCAAAAGAGCCGAAAUUCGUUACGGGUGGUCAAGGGAAUGAUUCUGGGUCUGUUGUAAUAUGGAAUCUUGAGCCAGUACUGUCAGAGAAAGCUGAAAUGGAUCCAAAAGUGCCCAAAAUCUUGUGCCAAAUUGACAACCAUUUGAGUUGUGUAAAUUCAGUACGAUGGUCUAUGAAUGGUCAAAUGCUUGCAUCUGGUGCCGAUGAUAAAUUAAUCAUGAUUUGGAAGAGAUUUUCAGGAUCUGGUGCGAAUUUUGGUAGUGCUGGCAUGGCAAAAAAUAUUGAGAACUGGAAGUGCACAUCAACAUUAAGAGGACAUAAUGGAGAUGUCCUAGAUCUUGCAUGGUCACCACAAGAUAGAUGGCUUGCUAGCUGUUCUAUCGAUAACUCAAUUAUUAUUUGGGAUGCACAGUCAUUUCCAACUAUUAUAGCUACUUUAAAAGGACAUACAGGACUUGUAAAAGGUGUCACGUGGGAUCCUGUUGGAAAGUUUCUUGCGACACAAAGUGAUGAUCGUUCAGUGAAAAUUUGGAAAACUUCUGAUUGGACAAUUCAAACAACAAUUACAGAGCCAUUUGAAGAAUGUGGUGGAACGACUCAUAUUUUGAGAUUAAGUUGGUCUCCAGAUGGGCAAUAUUUAGUGUCAGCUCAUGCAAUGAAUGGAGGAGGUCCCACUGCUCAAAUCAUUGAAAGAGAUGGUUGGAAAUGUGAUAAAGAUUUUGUUGGACAUCGAAAGGCUGUUACCUGCGUAAGGUUUCACAACUCAAUUUUAAAAAGACAAUCUCAAAAAACAAACAAAACACAACAGUAUUGUUGCUUAGCAAUUGGAUCAAGAGAUCGAUGUCUAUCAGUGUGGAUGACAGCUUUGCAGAGACCACUGCUUGUCAUUCGUGAUUUAUUUGAAGAUUCAAUAUUAGAUCUUUCUUGGUCUAGUGACGGAUAUAUUUUACUUGCUUGCAGUGGCGACGGAACUGUUGCAUGUCUUCAGUUUAACGAAGAUCAAUUAGGAAAACCUUUAUCACAGGACGAUAAAAAUUCUCUUUAUCAAAGAAUGUACGGAAAAGAUGCAACUGUGGACCUUUCAUCACAAGCAGAAAAGGAAAUGAUUAUUGAAAGUGCAGAAUUGCUCAACACGUCACAAGAAAAACCUCGAGGACCGCCUUCAUUGAUACCAACAUUUACAAAAGAAACAUUGCCAAUACCGAAACCUGUAAUAAUUCCACCAGUCCAAAAAGAAAUGUCUGAAUCAAUGCAGUCAAUAGAAUCAUCAUCUACGACACUUGGAGCAACUUCUACGCCUAUUAAGCCUAUUUUGAAACAAGUUGAAACUCGUAGAGCUGAUGGGAAAAGAAGGAUAACACCAAUGUUUAUUCCUUUAACAGAUACAAAUACUUCAUCAAAUACAGAAAUGGGAUCAAGUUCUCAGCCUCGCUCUCAAGUAAUAAUUGAAAAGAAUUCUGACUUAAUUUCAGAAGUUAAAACUUCAGGAAUAUCAACAUUGCCAACAACCACAUCUACAUCAGUAACUGAACCAUUAAAACUUGAUACAAGACUUGCCUUAAGAGAUACUCCUCAAAGAGCACAUGGCUCUCUUGCCUCUAUGUCUCUUAUGUCACCAGCAAUGGCUCCAAUUACGCCAAAAACUGCCGUUCCAAUUGUAAGAAUGAAUUCAGGAAAAGCAUCUCCGUUAACAGGUGGUCAAUGUGUAAAGUCAAUUGGUGAUUUUCGCAUUCAAGUCAUCAAUGAUUCAUACAAAACUGCAUUUGGAAAUCUUGGUCGAGUAGCCUGUAUGAAUAUAAAUCACCAACAGCAAAUGGAUGAUAGAAAAAUAUGGGAAAUUACAGUUGGAUCCGCGAUUUCGAGCUUUAGUGUUUGUACAAGUUAUGUUUUGGUUGGAUCCAUGGAUGGAUCAGUUAGAUUCAUUAACAUCAAGAAUGGAAGACUUGUCAUGCCUGUUUUGAAUCAAGCCAGUCCGAUUUUAUUAACUGGAUUUAGUCCAAACUCAUCGCUUGGAGGCUCUUUAACCGAAAGAGCUCAACUGUGCGUGUGGAAUGUUGACAACAUGAAAGUUCAUAUGCGAUCAUCGUGUGUUGAUAUACUUAAUGGAAAUGGCUAUGUAAACAUGUUUUAUAUAACAGACUUUGGUGUACCAUUUAUUAGCACUAGUGCUGGAAGUGCAUACAGUUAUUCACCAGAUCUACAAAGUUGGAUGAUUGUUAAUGCAAGCGAUUCACUUACACGCUGUGGAUUGCAUGGCUCGAUUACGAAUAUCAAAAAUAUGAAGGCGUAUCCUAUUGCUACUGUUCAAUACCUGUCACACUCAUUUCAACAAAAAUCUAAAAAUCCAGUCGACGCAUCUGAUGAUGCGUGGGAAGCACAUACAAAAAUUUCCUUCGCAGAGCACCAAGUUCAAUUGUGUGAGAGCGUAAAUUCACCAGUUGAAUUAAAACAUUGGUAUUCAGUGCUCGGAUAUUAUUUAGCAACAUAUGGAAGCGAGAAAAAGGUUCGACAAGUACUCGAUGAAUUAUUGGGACCAAUAUACAGUCUUCAAAGUGAUGCCGAGUUUCGUUCAAAACAUAAAAUUUUAAAUAUUGAUAAGCACGAACUCUUGCGUGAAGUUCUUACAAGUUUUCGUUCAUCAACCAAAUGGCAGCGAAUUUAUUGUGAAUACAUGGAUCAGUUAACCGAGAUGGAAGAAGUUAAAAGUGAAAACAUUAAAAUGGAUCAAACUUAAGUCAAUUGUCAUCUUAAUUCCUGUAAAUAUAAUAAAAAUACAAGACUUAGAAUAUCAAUGAGAUAUAG
Molecule: messenger RNA, 3111 nt
Organism: Chironomus riparius
Lineage: Eukaryota; Metazoa; Arthropoda; Insecta; Diptera; Chironomidae
Source: the annotation of a GenBank genome assembly